GAGUCAAUCCAGAUCCUGCAGACACCACCCAAGCUGCGCUGGCGUUGGCAGUGAAGCGUGCCGAGAUGUUCAACACGGUCCAUGAGGUCUUUGUCUCCUGCGAUGAUGAUGCCACUUCCUGUUGGAAAAUCUUGAUCCCCGUGCGCUUCGCUGCCGCCGAAUUUCCGGCCAUUCCCAACAUUCCCAGUGUCACGUGGUCACAAACCUCCAAAGAGACCUUUCGCAACAUCAAGGUCCAGGAUGGCGCGGAAUCGCCGGAGGGACGUGGCUAUAUCGUCUGCUGGUGCAGCGAAUGCGGGCUCGCGGAUACGGACUACCAGAGCUAUGUGGGACAGGCCGGGCAGAUCACAGUGAAGCGCCCGAAUGCCAUGCCCCAAGCAUACCUUGGACUCACGACAGUGAUGCCGGAUGAAACGCCGGAGCGUGGCAAUCCUGGUGGACCUGUUGCCAUUGCCUUUGUGACCGGCGAUCUGGCACACUAUGCCACGGCCACAGGGCAGCAGCACUUGGUCUUUGAGAUCUUACCGGGUCUGGAUGACACCAUUCCGGGUAGCCCCGUGUAUCGCGCGACGAUCUCAGCGUUUUUGGUGGUGGGCAAUCGGGGCCCCACGGAUGGAAGAUCUGAGAUCUGUGCUCAAAUCAAUGGGAAUUUCAGCUUGAAACGAACAGCACAGCUUCGCUUCGCAGCCACUGCCAUGGCCCAUUGUGCUGUGAAGUAUGGCCACGACAUGCCAGCCGUGCCGGAGGCAAGGCCCACAAGAAGUGUCACACUCUGUGGCAAGGAGUGCAGCAACGGCGAGUUCAAUCGCUCCUUCGACGAUAGGCUGUGGCUCUUUACUAGGUCCUGGAAGCCGGCUUCCGACAAAGCGAUCUGGGCAACCUUGAUGAUCGUCCAUGGAACCGUGGAUCAUUCUGGCGUCUACGAUGAGCUUGGGACAUAUUUGAGCGCCAAAGGAGUGGCGGUUUUCGCCUCGGACAUGCGCGGCUGGGGUUACAGUGAUGGUGAACCCUUGUACGUGGACCAGAUCGACUCUUUCCUAGGGGACAUUGUCUCCGACUACCAGCGGAUCCAUCAAGCAGGCUCCCCCUGCGGGAACGUCACGCAGCGCUUUCUGCUGGGCAAGAGCAUCGGCGGCCUUUUCGCUGCCUGGGCGGCGGCGGAGCAUCAGGACAAGUGGACAGGGUGGACGCUGCGGUGA
Cladocopium goreaui is the source of this 1199-nucleotide messenger RNA. The record is from the annotation of a GenBank genome assembly. NCBI's taxonomy places the organism in Eukaryota, Dinophyceae, Suessiales, Symbiodiniaceae.